This is a messenger RNA of Rubroshorea leprosula, 947 nucleotides long. The record is from the annotation of a GenBank genome assembly. Lineage: Eukaryota; Viridiplantae; Streptophyta; Magnoliopsida; Malvales; Dipterocarpaceae.
AAUUGAGUUGAAGUCAUAGACUUAUCUCCAUUUUAGUUUAGGCUCUGCUUUUCAUCAUCUACCUGAUCUUCUCUCCAUUUAUGUCUUUGUUUGAAAAAAACAACAUGGUAUCGGAGCCUUUCAUGAUCUUUGAGGGCUUGUGUGAGAGAGAUUUGAGGGAAAAAGACCACCACAAACUCCAACCAAACCCAAAUGGCUGCCAACAAGUUUUUCUUUCAAAAUACCCCAUUUUUUUUCUAACCACAGCGAACUCCUUCGAGCAAAAAAAAAAAAAAAAUGCAGCAAAGAUGCUGUGAUGAUGAAGGUUAACUUUAGGUCCUUCAAUCUUUGAAAGUGGUUGACAAAAGGAUGCAACCAAUUUGUUAAGGCAGAAGAAAGAUAUGCAAGAAGCAAGAGCAAAAGAUGCUGGUUUGAUGAUGUUUUACGUUGCUGGUAUGGGUGGUGUUUUAUGCUACAGCAUUAGUCCAAAAAAGCAAGGAUGGCUUGUGAAGAUGCAGAUUGGGACCAAGAGAGUACUCAACAUUGCAUCAAGUCAUUUUCAUGAUUGAGUAGCCAAAUCUUUAGCUCAAGGAAGUUGUAGAAGAUGUAGAAGAUGAUGAAGUAGCACUUUGAGGUACCAAUUCCUUAUUUUUAUUUACUCAAAAAAGGCAACUUAGUUGCAAAACCUCCAAAAUUUGUUUGAGGUAGCAAAAUCCAAAGAAGGAAAGAUGUAAUGAAGGAGCAGCUGAGGUUAUUUAAGAAGGAUGGUACAUGGCUGUGAUGAAAAGAAAAAAUGGUGAAGACCAAGCACAAGAUGGACAGCAAAGGGCUGAUCCCAGGUGCUUAGGUAUAAAUCUAUUUUUGUUUUUGGUUUUGCAGCUUUGAUGCCAAAGAGGAGUGUUGGAGUUAUUGCUAGAAAUGUGGCAUUCAAAAUUGCAGAAAUGAUGAAAUGAAACUGCCAUGAAAUG